This is a messenger RNA of Melitaea cinxia (Glanville fritillary), 1329 nucleotides long. Its product is annotated as gastrula zinc finger protein XlCGF57.1-like. Gene Ontology annotation, biological process: regulation of transcription by RNA polymerase II. The transcript is spliced from 2 exons. Gene Ontology annotation, molecular function: RNA polymerase II cis-regulatory region sequence-specific DNA binding; DNA-binding transcription activator activity, RNA polymerase II-specific. The annotation marks the transcript as partial. Lineage: Eukaryota; Metazoa; Arthropoda; Insecta; Lepidoptera; Nymphalidae. The record is from RefSeq and is a predicted model, not a curated record. Gene Ontology annotation, cellular component: nucleus.
CGAGUUACUAAUAUUUCAGAUGCAUUCAGUGACCGAGGUGAUAUCGAUGACCAACCACUGUCAACUCUGAGGAGUCACUCUGGUCAAGAUCUGUGGACUUCUUUACCUAAAGAUGACACCACAAAAACAGUUCUAAAAGCGAAAACGAAAAAGUUCAGCUGUGAUAUAUGCGAGAAAAAGUUUUCAUACAAUGGCUCACUAGAGGUUCACAUGAAAAUACACACCGGAGAAAAGGCCUACCCAUGUCACAUCUGCAAUACGAAAUACAGCCUAAACAAGGAACUAAUAGAGCAUAUAAACACGCAACAUUCAGAAAACGGUACAUUUCCGUGUAAAUUAUGUACAAAAGUGUUUGAAAAAGCUCGUUUAUUGAAGUCACAUUUAAAAAUACACUUCAGCGAUGAAAAAUUUAAAUGCAAUCACUGUGAUAAAGAAUUCCAGAGAAAAAAGGGCUUGAAAGAGCACAUGAAGACGCACACAGGGGAAAGGAAAUUUACUUGCACGGUAUGUAACAAGUCGUUCGGACACAAUCAAACGUUGAAGUCACACAUUUUGACACACACAGGGGAGAGGCCGUAUGUGUGUGAUGUGUGUGGGCGAAGGUUUCCCCAAAGAACACAUCUGAAGAGACACAUAUUUAUCAUACACACCGGUGUCAAACCUCAUCGGUGUAAAGUCUGCAACAAGCAGUUUUCAAGUAAAAGCUACUUGUCGAUACACCAAAGACAACAUACUGGAGAGAGGCCAUAUGCGUGCGAAGUAUGCAAGAAAGACUUCACCGCAUACACAACACUAAAAGUGCAUAUGCGUGUUCAUACAGGCUUGAAACCGUACAUUUGCUCGUUUUGCGACCGACAAUUCGCUCAAAUGGCAAGCUUUAAGCUGCACGAAAGAACUCACACAGGCGAAAGGCCAUUUUCGUGCAAAGUGUGCAAAAAAGCCUUUUCCGAUAACGGCUACUUGAAAAUACAUAUGCGGGUGCAUACUGGCGAAAAACCGUUUAAUUGUGACAUAUGCAAGCGCUCCUUCAGAGAAACGGGACAGUUGAAACGUCAUAUGCGUGUACACACUGGUAUAAAACCUUACACGUGCAAGAUAUGCAACAAACAAAUCGGUAACUUAUCCAAGCAUAUGCGAGUACACUCAGACGAACGUCCGUUCAACUGUAAUAUAUGCAAUAAACAGUUUUCCAUUAACGGUAAUUUGAAAUUGCAUAUGCGUAUACACACCGGCGAAAGACCGUUUACCUGUGGCAUAUGCAACAGUCAUUUUACUCAAAGCAGUGGACUUAAAAGGCACAAAUGCUCGCAUGUUGGUAAAAUUGAUUGA